UUCAUAUUUAAAUUUACCAUAUAUAAAGAUAAACUACGAGUAUCUCGAGAGUACACCGCAUACAUACGGUAAAUGCACACCGAAGUGUAUACGUAUUUGCAUUUUGAAAGUUUAUCCGCGUCCUGGUUUUCCAUUACCUACCAUACAUCGAAAUGGCAACGGAAGUUCAAAAUGAAUUAUUGGACGUAGUUAGCUUGUUACAAGCUCAAAUUGAAGAGGAUAUCGAAGAGCCAACAUUCGAAAGUCCACCGCCACCCAGCGAAGCACCACCAUCCGGUGUAGUUGAAUUAGCCAAAAGAAGUUUAGCAAAAUCGUAUGUUCUUAGAUCCGACGACUCAUACGAGGAACCGGAAAAACCCAAGUCCGUUCAGGAUCAGUUCAGAGAAGCGGUAAAUUAUGCAUCUCAGAUACCGAAGCAGGCACGUUUGGAGCUAUUCAACGAUUUUCAUCAGAAAUGUGCCUCGUAUUUGAUCGACUUCUUCUACAGCAUCCCAUUAUCAGAAUUGAAAAAAGCUAUUAAAUACGCUCAAUCGAAAGCGAAUCCGUCGUUGGUAAAUUAUGCUGUGACGGUAGCGCUUCUUCAUCGUAAUGAUGCAGUCGGAGAAAAUUUCCAAGUUCCGUCUCAUCUAAGUUCAGAGCCUGGAAUGUAUUUCGAUAUGGGUAAAGUUACCGAGGAUAUAAACGAUCCAAAACUCAACGAUGUAAAAGAAGGCGAAGUUCCGAAGAGAUUUGUAAACAUAAACGCCAAUUUCACCGGCACCAAUCUAGAUCCCGAACACAAAGUUGCUUACUUCAGAGAAGACAUCGGAAUAAAUUUGCAUCAUCGUCACUGGCACGAAGUUUAUCCCUUCAAGGGUCACGAAGACAUCAUCAAAAAAGAUCGUAGAGGAGAACUAUUCUACUACAUGCACGAACAAAUUGUAGCCAGAUAUAAUUUUGAAAGAUUCAGUAACGGUUUACCUCGAGCUGCACCUUAUGCAGAUUUUAGAGAACCUGUCAUAGAAGCUUAUUUCCCCAAAUUGGAUCAAAUGUCUACAUCGAACGUAUUUUCUUCCAGACCAGCAAACUGCUCGUUGAACGAUCUUCACAGAGAAACCCUCUACGUUCAGGUUUCCAGCUUGGAACGUUGGAGAGACAGGAUCUACGACACUAUUGAUCGAGGAUACGCAUACGUAAUGGAUAAGGAAAGCAAAGAGGAGUUUAAAAAGAAAAUAGACGAAGAAACUGGAAUCAAUGAAUUAGUUUACUCUGUCGAAGCUGUAGAAAUUUUAAGCUGGAAUUAUAGAUACUACGGCGAUCUGCACAACAAAGGGCAUAUGUUCAUUUCAUAUAUACACGAUCCGGAUUACAGAUUCCAGGAACCUGGUAGUGUUAUGUCUCAUUCGGAGACUGCUCUGAGGGAUCCUAUAUUUUAUCGUUGGCAUACAUUCAUCGACGAUAUUUUUCAACGCUAUAAAAGAACACUUCCAUCUUACACCGUGGAACAGAGACACUUCCAAGGUAUCAAAAUCGAAAGUGUGCAAAUUUUACCCCAAGAACCCAAGCCACAGAAUGAGAACGGAGACGAAGACGAUGGUUCGCCUCAUGUGAGCAAUGUCCUCAAAACAUACUGGGAAAAAGACGCAGUUGAUGUUUCUCAAGGUAUACUUUACGGUGAUACGAAAAAAACAAAUGAAAAGGUUUACGCAGUUUUCACUCAUUUGCAACAUAAGGAAUUCGAAUACGAAAUUAAAGUCACGAAUACCCUCCCAAACGAUGUGACUGGUACUGUGAGAAUUUUCAUGGCUCCUCAUGUUGAUGAAAGCGGACUACCAAUGACUUUCAACGGUCAGAGAAGAAUGUUCAUCGAACUGGACAAAUUUACUGCCCAACUGGAUUCAAAUGUGACAACAACAAUCAAGCGUAAAUCCGUCGACUCUUCGGUGACAAUUCCAUUCGAAAAGUCAUUCAUGACUCUAAACGAUGUGAGAGAAUUGGUCACCGAUAAAGAAAAGAACGAAGCAUUGAAUAAGGCUGCGAAUGGGUACUGCGGCUGUGGCUGGCCCCACCAUUUGUUAGUUGGCAAAGGAACAACUGGAAAAGGAAUGCUGUGCGAUUUAUUCGUAAUGAUCACGAAUUAUGAUGAUGAUAGGGUUGAUGAGAGUCCACUCCACCAGAAAUGUUGCGAUAAAUCAUCGCUCAGCUAUUGCGGAGUACGUAACAAGAAAUACCCCGACAGGAAACCUAUGGGAUUCCCAUUCGACCGAGAUAUCAGCAACGUAUACGCCACCAUAAACGAUUUCAUGACCGAAAAACAAGAAGAUUUUGAAAAACAGAACAAGAAUGAUGCUUCAAAGAAACUACCUCCUCGAUUAUCGAAUAUGAUUGUGGUUCCACUUCGAGUUAGACAUGAAGGUGGCUACCCUAAAUUAGGCAAGACCAUGAAGGAAGCCGGAUAUACAGAAGAAACCUGCAAAAAGUUUCUUAAAGUUGCAGCGUAAUCUGUUUUUUAUUGAGCAACCUGCAAAAAUUUAAGUAAGAUUAUAAGUUUGAGUUAGGUUACCAUUUCACAUGCUGUGUAAAGUUCAUUUUUUUGAUUUAUAUUUUUCAUAUGCUACAUAAUUAUAUUUUACUGAAGUGCUACCCAUAAUUAAAUUUUUCUAUACUGUC
Molecule: messenger RNA, 2649 nt
Organism: Planococcus citri (citrus mealybug)
Lineage: Eukaryota; Metazoa; Arthropoda; Insecta; Hemiptera; Pseudococcidae
Product: phenoloxidase 2-like
Exons: 13
Coding region: 153-2480 (775 amino acids)
Molecular function (GO): oxidoreductase activity
Source: RefSeq, a predicted model, not a curated record